AUGCAGUGUGGGCAGACGGGCCUCAAGUGGUUCGCCAGAAAUCUGCGCGAAUGCAAGUCUGGUUGCAUCAUCGUGCCUGACAGACGAGAGUCCGGAAGCCAGUUUCACUCUCCUCUUUCCUACUUAACGUGCAGACUUCACAUGCGCUCUCUCUUUCUCUUUCUCUCUCUCUCUCCUUCAAACACACUUAUUUUCACACAGGCACACGCACACCGGCACACUAACACGCCUGAGGAGGAGGGCUCUUGA
Molecule: messenger RNA, 249 nt
Organism: Protopolystoma xenopodis
Lineage: Eukaryota; Metazoa; Platyhelminthes; Monogenea; Polystomatidea; Polystomatidae
Source: the annotation of a GenBank genome assembly